This is a messenger RNA of Dunckerocampus dactyliophorus (ringed pipefish), 1388 nucleotides long. RefSeq names its product RAB18A, member RAS oncogene family (gene rab18a). Bases 627 to 1241 code for a protein of 204 amino acids. NCBI's taxonomy places the organism in Eukaryota, Metazoa, Chordata, Actinopteri, Syngnathiformes, Syngnathidae. The record is from RefSeq and is a predicted model, not a curated record. Gene Ontology annotation, molecular function: GTPase activity; GTP binding. The transcript has 7 exons.
AUGAAGAUACAUGUAUGUGCAUGCGUGUGUGCUUUUUUGGGUGAAGCAAGAUGGCCGACCAAUGGCUUCAUGCGGUCAGCAGGGACGCCCCUUCCAGUAGUAUAGCGUUCAGUGGUUAGGACACAUUGGUUUAAACAAGACAGUUUUUAAUAGGUAGACAUGACACUGGUGAAUGUGAUAGCUGUAAAGUUACUCUUACUGCUCUACUGAAAGUAGAGCGCGUUCUUAUAAAUGGCGCUAGGUACGACAGAGAAAGAAAUACUAUAAGAGGAAAAUGGUGGACAUGGAAGAGACAUUCAGCAGAAAAUAUAUCCUAAGUAAACCAUCUGAGGAUAAGGUUACAAAAUGUCAGAAUUUCUUAGCGACCAGUCACAUCCGGAGGGUGGCGGUAGUGAACUAACAUGUGCAUUAUCCACCAUUAAACGAAGAAGAAGAAGAGGAGGAGCAAGAAGAAGAAGAAGAAGAGCAAAGAGUCACAAACCGGAAGCUCAAGAUUGUCUCACCGGAAAUGGUUGGAAAUUGGGCUCGUCACCAAAAAUGAUGUCAAACCCGAAGCUGUAAACAGGAGUGAUAGGUGUUAGUUUGCGUUGUUCUGUGUACACGGACAGUUCGCCGAGUUGAGGGCCAUGGAAGAUGAUAUACUGACCACGCUGAAAAUAUUAAUCAUCGGAGAAAGUGGCGUCGGAAAGUCAAGCCUCCUCCUCAGGUUCACAGAUGAUACUUUCGACCCCGAGCAAGCGGCCACAAUCGGUGUUGACUUUAAAGUGAAGACCAUCUCCGUAGAUGGAAAUAAGGCAAAGCUGGCGAUAUGGGACACUGCGGGACAGGAGCGGUUCAGAACCCUGACACCCAGUUACUACCGAGGUGCCCAAGGAGUCAUCCUAGUGUAUGAUGUCACUAGACGAGAAACGUUUACCAAACUGGAGAACUGGCUGAACGAGCUGGAGACAUACUGUACGAGGAACGACCUUGUGAAAAUGCUUGUUGGAAACAAAAUUGAUAAGGAAACGCACGAGCUAGACAGGGCAGAAGGGCUGAAGUUUGCAAGAAAACAUUCCAUGCUUUUUAUAGAGGCCAGCGCAAAGACCCGGGAUGGUGUUCAGUGUGCGUUUGAAGAGCUGGUGGAGAAGAUCAUACAGAGUCCAGGAUUAUGGCAGAGCGACAGCCACGGCAGGGGAGUGCAGCUCACCGAUGAAGAUGCAGGAGGUGGCACCUGUGGUGGAUACUGCUCGCUGGUCUAGACAACACACACACAUACACACACACGGCAUUUUCCAACAUCGCCACAUGGUGACACAAACCGUUGCUUCCGUCCUCCCCUGCCCUCACUUUUCGUGUCGUCCUGAGCCGAGCGCACAGACUGUGGGGCCGGACCGUCCCCCCUGCCC